ACACACAGGCACACACCAUCAGAGCCAGGUUUAUUUUGUUCAAAACCGGCAGUAUUCUUCUUUAUUUCCAACUAUUUGGAUUCAAUCCUCGUUAUUAUGAAUCAUCAACAUUUCGAUUAAUGAGAAUUUCGCCUUGAAAAUAAAAUCAUCAUCGUCCGGAAAUGCCAUUAUUUUCAUCAAAAUUUUCAUUUAAAAAAUCUCGAUCACGACGAUUAUCGAGAACAACAAUCAAUGAAAAUAAUCAAAAUUCAAAUAAUAAUGAUGACGUAAGUGAUGAAUCGAUUUCUUCCAAUGAUGACGACGAUGAUGAUGAAAUAAAACAACAAAAUAAAUCGGAUAAAACGAAAUCAAAAAAUACUGAAAUUAUUGAAUUAACCAAAAGUAUUAAGAAUAAUAAACAAAAGAAGAAACAGUUAAACGAUUCCAUCAUAUCGAAGCCAAUUGAUAUAUCAUCGCCAAAAACCAAACAACAAAAACAAAAUCGAGCACAAUUAGAACAGGGAAAUGAUGAUGAUGAUGAUGAACGUAAAAUGAUAUUGAUUAUCGAUUCAAAUCAUCGAUUAAGUUUUGAUCAUCAUAAUGGUAUAUGGAAUGAUAUGACAACCAAAUACAAUAUCGAUAAUGAUAAUAAUAAUAAUAAUAACCAUUCAUCAAAUUCAAAUGAUGAUAAUAAUAAUUCACAACAAAAAAUCAAUAAUUUAUUACAAACAAUCGAAACAUUAAAAGAAGAAAAUCGAUUAUUAAAAUUAAAAAUUGAAAUACUAAUCGAAAUGGUUACCGAAACGACAGCCGAAUUAAAUCUUAAUAAUAAUCAAAAUAUU
Messenger RNA from Dermatophagoides pteronyssinus (European house dust mite), 821 nucleotides. RefSeq lists its product as uncharacterized. Lineage: Eukaryota; Metazoa; Arthropoda; Arachnida; Sarcoptiformes; Pyroglyphidae. The record is from RefSeq and is a predicted model, not a curated record.